AUGGAAGUUCCGCUCCAAAUUUGUCGAAAAAACGAGACAGCUAUAGAUACCACUGAUGUUUUCACAACUUCACAGAGAUUUGUCACACGGGAAGAAGUUAUCCGCUGGGUUAAAGAGACCGGAAUCAACAAUAAAGUGACUGUUAUCAUAGCGCGUUCAGACACUGAAACAGGCAAAAGAGGAAGAAGUAACAAAGUUAUAUUUGCGUGCGAUAAAGGUGGAAAAUAUAAGGAUAAAAGUGAGACUCAAAGUGCUACUAAGAGAUGUGGAUGUCCAUUCAAAAUCAGAUCGACUCCGGCAAAAGAUGGGUCUGGAUGGAAGGUUGAUGUAAAAUGUGGAGUUCAUAAUCAUGGUUUACCAGAUAGAUUAGAAGGUCAUUCAUUUGUUGGUAGGUUGACAACAAAUGAGAAGCAGCAUGUUGCUGAUUUGACAAAGAGACAUGUUCCGCCUAGACACAUAUCGAUUUCCUUGCAAGAGAGAGAUCCUGAGAACGUCACUCGGAUCACGCAAAUAUACAAGCAUAAAAGUGUGAUUGAAGCGGAGAUAAGAGGUCCAAGAAGUGAGAUACAACAUUUGCUUAAGGUUAUAGAGGAGGCGAACUAUGUUUAUUGGAGUAGGAAACAGGAUGAUUGUGACGUUGUGAGAGAUGUUUUUUGGGCUCAUCCAGAUUCGGUAAAGUUGCUGAAUCUUUUUCCUACUGUCUUGAUUAUGGACGCCACUUAUAAGACCAACAAAUAUAGACAACCUCUGUUUGAAAUAGUUGGUAUGACAUCGACCGAGUUGACAUUUGCGGUUGCAUUUGCUUAUAUGGAGUGUGAGCAGACAGAGAGUUAUAUUUGGGUCUUGGAUAAGCUGAAGCAAUUGUUUGUGAAGAAAGAUGUGGUUCCACAAGUGAUUUUGACGGAUAGAGAUCUUGCUUUGAUGAAAGCAGUUGAAGUUGUUUUUCCUACGAUGCAUAACUUGCUAUGUCGUUUUCAUAUUAACAAAAAUGUUGGGAUGAAAUGCAAGGAAUAUGUGAUGAAAGACAUGCAAGAGACGAUAGGCACAUUGUGGAAAGAUGUUGUAUGGGCUAGUAAUGAGGUUGAGUAUGGUGUACGGUUGCAAUAUCUUGAACAAGCAUGCUUUGCUUGUACUGACUUCCUCGAUUACGUGAAGAACACUUGGUUGAUCCCACAUAGGCAAAGAUUUGUAGGCGCAUGGAUUAAUCUAGUGCUUCAUUUUGGUAACACCACGACAAAUCGGGUUGAAUCUGCACAUUGGAAGCUAAAGCAGAUGAUAGGAAACAGCCUUGGUGACAUGGUCAAAGUUUGGGAAGCUAUGAAUUCUAACCUAAAAAUCCAAAUAGUAUCGAGAGCUGCUUUGAGACGCAUUGCAGAAGAGUUAUUGAGGCUUGAUUAUGUGUUAAAUAGUAGGGAAAAAUGUGGUUGUACUAUGAGAACAAGUUAUGGGCUACCUUGUGCUUGUGAGAUGGGAAGAUCGAUUGUUGUUGGAAUCCCAUUACAAAUAGAAAAUGUUCAUCUUCAAUGGAGGAUACUAUCUAUGGAAGGUGACUUGCCUUUAGAUGAGGAAGCUGGUUCGGAGGUGGAUAUGAGUAAUGCAAUUGAUGAAUUGUGGAUAAGGUUUAAAUCACUAGAUGUUGUUGGAAAAAGAGCAUUGAAAAGUAGGGUUUGUGAAAUUGCAUAUCCCACAACAACUUCAUUGUGUCCACCACCUGAGAAAAUAAAAACUAAAGGCGGAGUGAAGAGGAAAGGGAAGAAACCAGUUGGGUAUGAUGUUUAUAGGGAUCCUUCAGGUUUUGAGUAUGCUGAUCAGGCGUCUCAAUCUUCACAAAAACAAUCGCAAGCAUCACAAACUUCCAGGAAGCAAUCACAAUCAAAGAAGCAAUCACAAGCAAAGGACGAGGAUUUCACUCUUCAGUUUCCUUGUCAUAUUAGGCCAUAUAUUACCGAGAUUGUUAAUGUUGUAGCAGAUGGUAAUUGUGGAUUUAGAGCCAUUGCGUCGUGGCAUGGGUAUAGUGAGGAUGGUUGGGCAAUGGUUCGUCGUGACUUGGACAUGGAAUUAAGAGAAAAGAAGGACUUAUAUGAGAGAUUGUUCGGUCUAAGUUUAUCCGAAGUGAGAAAUGGAUUGUUGAUAGAUCAUGUUGGUUUUCAACCACCGGAGAAAUGGUUGACACUACCAGAGAUGGGUUAUUUGAUAGCAAAUCGGUAUAACAUCAUUCUUGUGCUGCUUGGUAACCCUUGCUUGACUUUUUUUCCUAUGACAACAACAUUUUCUCCAAGUGCUCCUACAUAUUGCAUUGGCCUUGUCAACAGGAAUCAAUUUCUUCGGGUUAAUAUGAAAGAAGGCUUCCCGCUGCCACCCGUCACGUUAGAUUGGAUGAAGUUUCGUCAUCAAGUGGCGACAUCUUGGAUGUUAGGAUUUGCUGGACGUCUUCAACAUUGGCACCAUCUUACGCCUAUGUUACCAUCACGUGUUAAUAUAGAUUAA
Molecule: messenger RNA, 2487 nt
Organism: Vicia villosa (hairy vetch)
Lineage: Eukaryota; Viridiplantae; Streptophyta; Magnoliopsida; Fabales; Fabaceae
Product: PKS-NRPS hybrid synthetase cheA-like
Exons: 4
Coding region: 1-2487 (828 amino acids)
Molecular function (GO): DNA-binding transcription factor activity, RNA polymerase II-specific
Source: RefSeq, a predicted model, not a curated record